CUGGCAUGCUGUUAACAAAAAAUUUAGGUCAUGGAGUCGUCAGUGGAUAAACACUCCCCACUGUAAACUCUUGUGAACAUUAUGCUUCAGAGAACUAUUCCCUUUAGAUCGUCAAGGAAGUUUCUCAGAACCGGAUUGCAUCCUUUUCAGGAUCUGAACCUCCUGACUACGCCUCUCCCUGCCAUCCCUGAGGAAGGUGGUCGUCGCCUGACAUGGCCAAGCCGCAGCACCUCGACAAGCUUGUGCUGUCCAUCGCGGCCACCAUCGUUGUGGUUGUAGCGUGGGGGCUGGUCAUUGCCGGCUCUUUCGUGCCCAAGUGGGCCAGGCCUCUGAAUUCCACAAACACCACUAAUAGGACUUAUAGCUUAUGGGGCAGAGAGGACUGUUAUGGGAUUAUCUGCACCACGAAAUAUAGGUUGGAGAACGUGGAAACGAAACGCAGCUAUUACGACGAGUUCGGCAAGAAACACGAGUCUAUUGAGACCAGAACGGAAAUGAACCCCGUGGUCACGUGCGUUGUUGCCAACUACUGUAACAUAACAUGGUUCGAAGAUAUAGACUUUGCAGAAGUGCCGUCCUUACUGUUUGUAGUUAGAGCCUUCAUCAUCCCGUCGUUUGCCGCGGGCUUCAUCUGUAUCAUCAUCUACAUCAUCAAGAUCGUCCUGAUCGUGUUGCAUCCCACCUGGAGGAGAAUCCACGUCAAGGCAGCGUACCUGACCUUUGCAGCAGUUGCAGGUGUGUCUGCAGGUGUGGGUGUCAUUGUGUUCGUCACAAUGCUUGAGGAAGACGUCUACGAGCUGUUAUGGGCCCCCGCUCUUCCUGGCGUCGGGGGCUUUCUUUUCAUCUGUAUAGCAAUAGGAGGUUACUUGAGUUGGAGGAGCCAUUCCACUGAUGAAGAUUUCGACACAAGGUCAGAGUUCAGUGAUAGAACUUCCGCAGUCUAUGAAUUCUCUGCUUCCAAAAAUCAAGGCCACAAAAUAAACGGGAAAGUUUAUCAUCAGAGCUACUCACAACAUUCUGGCAAAACAGAAUACCUUUGACCACUCAGUGUGAAGUGAUUACUGUUUGGGUGCUUUUGAUUCUUUUGAUUAACAUUGGAGCAGCAGGAGUGUGAGCGAAGCACUGUACAUAAAUAUAUAUCUCCGACAAUGGAUUCCGAUGUUGAGUUUUGCAGGGCACAAUCCACCUAACUGAAUGGGUUGAAAGAGAUUAUGUUUAAUGUUGACGUCAGUGUUAUAUUUGAUUGUUUUUCUUUGCUAGGAAUCAAUUGUUUUGUAUAUAUCAUGAAAUGAGGGGCACUGUUUUAAUGCCAUGUCAAGCAUGCACUCAUUUCCAUAAAUACAAGGACAGAUGUGAUCCAUGUUUUUACAUUGCUAGAACAUUUACACAUGUGCGUUUUCGAAAGUAUUACAAAUGGUUGUGUUUUGUAAUAGGCAUACUAUUUCCAAAUGCUUACUAGCCCUCAAGUCGUCACACUUGGGGGCAAAAAGGGCAAUAAGACUUCAGGUGCGUGAGAGUUGUACUGUUGCCCAAAACUCACUGGAAGAAUGGUGUACAAAAAAAUUAAAUUUGAACUUGUCUCUACUGUCGAAACAAACUGGACAUGAUACUAUGGCAAGCGUUAAAUUUACUGAUGUUUUCUAUUCUAGAACAUUCUAGAGUAUAUUUUUUCAUUUGUUUUUUUUCAUUAUAAAUAAAACAUUGCUAAGUAACAAAUGGGUGAGCCUGUAUAGAUGAGUUUGUUCUAUGUUUUCGAUGUUAUAGUGACUUGUUCAUGCAAUGCAUAGGCUUUGGAAAUUUAAUCAGUAUUUUUUGUUAAUUUAUAUUGAUUUGUGUUCUUUAUCACAUCCUAGUUGUCUGUCCUUAUAUGUAUAGAUUUAGAUUUUAUACAUUUAUAAUUUAUGUUUGUUUUCAGAACCAUAGGAAAAAGGAAAAUCUUACUCUAAAGAGUAAAUAUAAAAUGUAUAGUAUUUAACUUCAAUAUUUUUUUUAAUGUUUGGUUUGUUUUUUAGGUUUUAAUUUAAGGUAAAAUAACAGUGUCAUUAAUCCUGAUUAUAGACAAAUGUACAAAUUACAAUGAUUUUUUUUUUAGUAUUAAUUAGAAUACUAUAUUUGACUAUCUGCUGUUAUGAAGAUUGUAUUCACUAGAUUUUAUUGAAAGCAAAAAAUGCUAGAAAUUCUAUUAGGCUAACUGUUGCAUUUUUUUAGUUUAACAAAUGUAAGGAAAUUUGUAUUUUCCAUAUCUAUAACAUUGCAAGUUUAUAUCUUAUGUUGUCUUAUUUAGUUUACUUCUAAGAGUUUCAAAGAUGACACGAAGUCAUUUGUGUUCUGCCAGCCAAACUAAAUCACAGGUUGUUUUUUUUUAAUCUCUUUGAGCAGUGGCAUAGCUAGGAAUUUUUCAUCAUUUGGGAGAGCCUUGGGGGCUUGACCUUUUUAGAGUACAAAAUUACUCAUUUGGCCCCCCCCCCCCCCCUCAAAUAAGGGCCCGGGGGGGGAUUUUCAAAUUCUCCCCCUCCCUCCACCACCCUAGCUACCCCUCUGUCAUUGAUAUCCCAUAAAAUAGUUUGGGUAAUACAGUAUUUAUAAACAUUCAGAGCAGAUGCACUCUAGAGAUCUUAGGUUGAGGAUUGCAAAGACACAAAGUCAGUAAAAAUGUGUUACUCUGUACUUUUUUGUUUUCUUUAAAAAGACCAAAACUUUGGUCCAAUGCUUCUCUUAUACUUGAUUUUGGUUUUGUUGGUAUUCUUAUAGCGGUUUUACAAAUGUUAGGAUGAAAAGGAAAUGAGAUGCUGUGGAGAGACGGUGGAUUUGAUUUUUCUUUUCUUAAAAUGUACAACAUGUUUACUUUUAAGUUGUUUUUGUUUAAGAAAGUCUAGUCUUGUUUUGUGUUCAAAAUUGUAAGAAUUUCUUGAGUCCAUUUUGAUUUCAUAUUUUUUCUGCUGUAUUGAUGAUUUUUUUCUUUACUUGUAUAUUUUAAACAAAAAUUGCAUUUGCAUUUUCUUUAUACAGUUUUUCUCGUUUGCAUUAAUUUGACUAGUCUGGGUUGUUGUUUUUUUUUUGUUUUUUUUCAGUUUAUUUGUUUAGAGGGUAAGUUAUGUUGUGAAAUAAAAGUUGUUUCUAUCACACAAGAGUUGAUUUUCUCACUCGGCAUCUAUGGCCAUGUCCCUAGAGUUUGCUGGAAUAAAUAUUUGUUUAUAUUAAUCUACUUUCAACUGUCUAGUGUUUUCAUUGAUAAAUUUAACAGCCACUGUAUUUUUUUUUUCUUUAUUGUUGGUGGCUGAGAAAUACAGCACUUUGUUUUUGAACCAAGGGGUCUAGAGUUCUAAUUUUGGUUAAGCCGAAAAUUUUUAAGUUCAGGAUUUUUAGGAUGCCCAAACUUUAAUGAGUGCCUGACAUAUGUUAGGUCGCUGUGCUGGCCACAUGACACCCCAUUUACUAUUAGUCAUAAACACAGAUGAGCUUUACAUCAUCUGACCCCACAGCAAAGUCUGCAAGCGAUACUUUUACUAUACUAUUUGUUUUAUAAUAGUAGGUAAAUGUUUGGAACUAAAAAAGUUUUAUAGUCUUGAAGUUAGCAAUUAACAAUAGGUGCUAAAAAGUUUUUUGUAAACUAAAAUUGAUUGAAUUGCAUUUUUUACUUUCUUUACAGAACUUAGUCAGUCAUUUUUACGGAUGUUAUAUUUUAAAACUACACAAACUAAUUUAUGCCAAUAAUUAAGUUUUUUUCAGUUUCUGUACCAUGUCAAUGAAUUGUUUAAAAAGUGUUACUUUGUAAAUUGAAUGAAACUAUUCCAAGAGAACUCAAUGUUUUACCCUACUGAAAUUAUUAUGACAAAAUUUUUCUAUCGACUCCUUCAGUUGUGGAGCGAGUAUUGGUUAUCUCAUACAAUUGAGAUGCAAGCCCGGGCAUUAGCUGUGAAUGAUGCCCCCUCUCCAUGCAGCUGAUGUUUCAAAUGGAGCGGCAUAUUUGUCCAAAAGUAGCAGAUAACUCUGCUAGACACCCUAUUUUUAGCAUUGCCGUUUGAUUGCUGCAUUCCACAUAGUUGUUUGUUAGUGACUUGUACAAUGUUUCCUAGAUGCUCUUGCUGAAUGCAGACUCUUUUUUUUUCUCUUUAUUUUCUUCUAAUAAUUGAAAAUGUAAACACUUAUUUAUUUCCAAUCUAUUAACUGCUGACAAUGAAGCUAAACUUAGACAAAUUUGAUAUCUUGUUGGCAAUUUAUUUAUUAUUCUAUUUCAUUUGAUUGCAUUUAUUUUGUUAUGAAGUUUGUUAAACAGAAUUUUCACAAGUGUGUGUGUGCUAAGUUAAAUUAAUUGAUUUGUUUGUCAAUCUGCAAAUAAUUAAUAUUUUAGUUACACAAAAGUAAUUUAUUAAAACAACAUUUGGUUGCCAACUGAAAUGAGUCGGCCGAGUAUAAAGAAAUAAAUAUUCUAAAUCAGUGAUGUCCCUAGUAUGGUGCUUUCUGGGCCCCCAGAACUCUACCCACAUGGCUUAGAUUGAGAUCUAAUUAUUAUGAAGGAACUCCUCAAUACUGAGAAGAGACAAAACCUGAGCUGGUUUGGUCAUAUUGUAAGACAUGACUCACUAUCAAAUGUCAUUCUUCAAGGUACAGUAGCAUGAAAAAAAAUGUCCAGAGAAAAGCUGGCUGGAUAACAUAAAAGAAUGGAUCUCUUGAUAUCUUGCUUAGAACAGCUGCUAACUGGGAAAAGUGGAGGGAUUUGGUUCACGUCAACUGUGACAGAACCACUAUGACGUAAGUCAAGGGACAGAUAAUAAUGAUUAUGAAAUCUAAGAUGUCAGUCCACAGUAAUCUAGACUUAAUCUUAUAUCUAAUCUUUGGCUGCCUGGUCUAGUAGCAUGGACUGUGGACUGUUGUCCUGAUGGCCCUGGGUUAAAACCCUGCCCGCCACCAAUCCUUGAUUUCCUUCAGGAAAUUUGGGCAAGAAUGUAAUCUUCAAAUUUGAAGGAACAUCCGAAACCUGUCAAACAAAGAAAACAAGUCGCAAAGGUUAGGCUCAUUUGGGCUAAGAGGAUUUGUUUCAAUUGAGCCCAUGACACAUAUAAGUUAGGAUUAGGCUGAAAGAGGUUAGGCACCACUGUUUGAAAGCUUCCUAAUUUUUUUAAGGGCAUUGAAAUUUCUUUGUGCAAAAACUUUCUUGAAAAUCCACAGUCAAAUAUCUACUGACCUUAAAGUUUAUUGGUUAUUGUACUUCCAUUGACUUUGUUCUCUCCCCCCCCCCCCUCCAGCCUCUCUGGCCCACCCCCUCACCCCCAGUCACUUACGUUGCGGAAAUGUCAAAAUGUCUGGCAAACAAAAGUUUUCAUUCAAAGUUUUUUUUCUCCUCAUUAUGUUUUCCUAAACAGCUUUCUAGUAGCUUUUUGUUCAUCUAAAUACUUGAUAUAUGCGCAACCUUGUUUACCACAUUAAUGGCAUGCAUGGAGGAUAUUUAGUGUUAGCAAAGAAAAUAAAAUAGAAUAUAUCAAUGUGCCAAAAAAUCACAUACCAAAAAAAAUAAAGAACAAUAAUUGCAGACCAAAUAAUAUUGUUGUAGUAUUUGGGUUCAAAAAUAUAUUUUAUAGGAAUUUUUUUAAAAAUUGACCAUGAUGCGUUUAAAAAUAUGACUUCCUUUAUUUGUUUCAGUUUAUUUCCUUUCUUUUGUUUUUGCAUUUAUUCAAUUACUUUUAUAAUUAUAUUGUUUUUAUGAUAAUUAAAACAAGCAGUGGACAUUGUUUGUUUCAGCUGCAGUUUCAUACUAAAAUAAUACUAUUCUAUAAUUAUCCUUUUAGGAAAGAGUGGUACCAUUGUGCAUUAUACAUCACUAUACAAUUAGAAGCAUACAAAACAUACUUUCAUUCCAUAGUUUCACUUUAACAUCAUAUGUGAAGUUCACAUCAGAAUGUUGCAUUUUAAAUACUCGUCAUAACUGAUGCUAUUGACGGAGUUUUUGUUGUUGAAGAAAUUAAACUGAUAUGGUUUAAGCUUUAAAAAAUAAUGAGGUUAGAUUGAAUAGAGCGAAUUGUUUUUUAAUAAAACUUCACGAAAAUUGAAAAUAGAGGAUAAAAAUUAACAUUCAAGAUACUUCAUUUUUAAGAUUAUCAUCUCAGAAUUCUGAACCUGAAAUUUUAUAAAAAAAAAAACAACUAGAAACUAGAAAUUUUAAUGUUUUAAGUUUUGAUUGCAACUUUAUAAAGUAGUUGAAGACAAUAACUCAGUUAUGUCCCUUUUCUGUUUUCAUUAUGUUUCCACUUCCAUUCCCUGUUCCUCUUAUUGAGCUAGCAGAGUGAAGUCCCUUGGAUUUCUUCUGACCUUCAACCUUUUCAUGAGUGACAUUUCCCCACAAAAACAUCUCAUCUGUUGGACUGUCUCAUGUGCUGCUCAAGGACAGCAGCAAAACAUUCCACUGGCUAGUUGUUGAUGUUGGUUUCAUUUUUCAUUGUCUUCUAAUGCAUUUCAUUUAAAACUUAUGUUGUUGUUUUCCAGUAAGCAGAUAAAUAAUGUAAUUGACAACAAAAUUUGAAGUUGGCAACAUGAUUUUUCAGUUUUUUUUUUAAUACAACUUGCAUUCUGGGUAAUUUAAUUUUUUUUUUCAAAUUUAAAAAAAAAUGUUUAGAAUAUAUAUCGGUCUGUGGUGUAGAGUGUAUAGCAGACAUACACAGAAAUGUCAAUGCAUGCUUGAUACUGUAUGAAACCAAAUCUUGAUAAUUUUAUGGAUGAUUAUAAUUGCUAAUUAAAUCUUUUAUUUUGUAUGCCUUGCCUUAUAAUAUUUUAUCAAAUAAAACUUCUUCAAUAAAAUGAAUGGUAUUUUAAUCAAACUUGA
Molecule: messenger RNA, 6817 nt
Organism: Biomphalaria glabrata
Lineage: Eukaryota; Metazoa; Mollusca; Gastropoda; Planorbidae
Exons: 5
Coding region: 213-1040 (275 amino acids)
Source: RefSeq, a predicted model, not a curated record